Molecule: messenger RNA, 1970 nt
Organism: Menidia menidia (Atlantic silverside)
Lineage: Eukaryota; Metazoa; Chordata; Actinopteri; Atheriniformes; Atherinopsidae
Source: the annotation of a GenBank genome assembly
AUGGAGAAUAGCCCGGUGGAGGCAUUGGCCUUGGCCCGGAGCGCACCGGUCGUCGGGCGUUGCGCCGUGGGUCGUCGGGCGCUGCGGAGCCUGCAUUGUCUUGUUGUGUUCUGCAGGCAGCCUCAGAGGUGGUUCAACACGGCUGACAUCACAGUCGCUCAUCAAAACAAUCUGCUGAAGCAGCUCAACCAGCAGCGCCGCCAGGAGCUCUUCUGCGACUGCAGUGUGCUGGUGGAGGGCCAGCUCUUCAGGGCCCACCGCAACGUCCUGUUUGCCAGCAGCGGCUACUUCCGCAUGCUGCUGACCCAGGGCCCGGACGGGCUGCCCGACACGGUUAACGCCGCCUUCGACGCCUUCACCCCAGAGACAUUCACCGUCAUCCUCGAUUUCAUUUACUCGGGCCAGCUGGACCUCUCGAGUCACAACGUGAUCGAGGUCAUGUCGGCGGCCAGCUACUUGCAGAUGAACAAUGUCAUCAACUACUGCAAGAACUUCAUCAAAUCCUCUUUGGACAUCAGUGUGAAAGAGGAGGACAGCGACCGUUGCCUCAGCUUGUCCGAGACCUGCAGCUUCACCAGUGGAGCCGGAGAGGAUUCCACAGAUCCGCAGCAGCAAGGCCCCUGCUCGGUCAGCCCGCCGCCCGCUCUCUGGACCCGGGACAGCUCCCUGUCCCAGUCCGGCUUCAUAGGCAAGGACCCAGAACAGGACGCGUCCGCCUUGGCCCUGAAAACCAAUCCAAACAGCCCCACCAACGAGGUCAGUGCAGAUGCAGACGGCCUGCAAGACCCUCAGGACCCUCUGUACACGUUGCCCGGAUCAGAGCGCCGGCGUUCAAGAGGCGGGACCAAAAGGAGAGCGCCCAAUAGCAACCGUUCCAGCCAGCACGAAGACCUGGAUGUUCUGGAGACUAGAACCCAAAAAGCUGAAAAGGCAGAGGAGCUUUAUGCCACCCUACCUCCGAUUGUAGGCGUUAUUGGACACUUCAAUAAAGAUUCUAACCCAGUUAUGCGCUUCAAAUGCCCCUUUUGCACACACACGGUAAAGAGGAAGGCAGACUUGAAGCGUCACCUGCGCUGUCACACCGGUGAGAGGCCGUAUCCGUGCCAGGCCUGCAACAAGCGCUUCACACGCCUGGAGCACCUCCGCAGCCAUUUUGAAACGAUCCAUCAAGCCAGGAAGCUGGUGUGCAGAAAGUGUAAGUGUCAGGUGACCGAAGAAACUGGGCACGUGGUGUGUGAGGGGACUCGACGCUACCGCAUGUGCACCGCCUGCAUCCAGGAAGUGGGCUGUGAAAGCAUCCCCAUAGACAGUCUCGACGGGCCCUUAGAUGAGCCGGCCUUGUUAUUAGGUGUGAAUGGGGAGGAGGAGGGGGACACCAAGAGGAGUUGGAUGGUGAACGACGACGAUGACCUGGCUGAAGAUUCGGGGACGGACCUGAUCAUCCAGCAGGUGGACGACAGCGAUGAGGAGCUGCAGUGAAAGGGGGCCAAAGUGUUUGCCGGUUCACAGAUUUUAAGUUUUGUGUGCUUAAGCCAUGAAAGAUAACUUAUGCAUAAAAUACAGGAACCGGUGAAGUCAAUACACACAUUUAAGAUGUAUCCGUAGUCUGUUAGCAAAAUGCACCUGUUUUUGUUUUUUUAUGAGAAUGGUGAAAAUGGAAGACAUUUUUGUAAUCUCCUUAAAGAUAUGCACUAUCUAAAGCAUGUUUCCUUUGGUUCUUAUGUAGAUACAUGAUAACAAGUUCAAUAAGUGUUUUUUUUUUAUCUGCAUGAAAAAAAAAUCAGACCUUUGCAGCUUUUUGGGGACUUUCUGCUGGAAUUCAAGCCAAGUUGAGUAUCACAGGUAGAGUAGUGGCUCUGCUGAGAGCCGGCCUGUUUAUAAGUGUUACAAUAGUUUUAUGGCUGGUCAUGAUAUGCACUAUGAAACAAUUAUAAUAAUUUAUUUGUUUGUUUUUUUACUUUUUGACACAU